Molecule: messenger RNA, 945 nt
Organism: Penicillium olsonii
Lineage: Eukaryota; Fungi; Ascomycota; Eurotiomycetes; Eurotiales; Aspergillaceae
Source: the annotation of a GenBank genome assembly
AUGUCCACAGCCAGUCAACCGAAAGAGGCCCCGACACUGGCUUCGCCUCAAAAACAGUUCGGGUUCAGUGGUGUCGAUUGGUCCAGCUAUAUCAAAUUCCGUCCCAUUUAUCCAGCCUCUUUCUUCCAAAACAUUUUUGCCUAUCAUGCCCAGAAGACAACGGCAGCCUGGUCUACGGCUCAUGAUGUCGGUGCCGGAUGUGGUAUCGUCUCAGCGGGUCUAGCGCCCCACUUCAACAACCUCGUUGUGUCGGAUCCGAACGAAGGAUAUGCCACGCUAGCUCGCAAAAUCUUAGUCGAGGAAUCCCGGCUGCCAGAAUCCAGGUUGAAAUUCCUGCGAGAGAGCGCCGAAGACAGCUCGUUGGAGCCUGCUUCUGUGGAUCUGAUCACGGCGUGCGAGUGCAUACAUUGGACGAGACCUGACGUUGCGAUCAAAGGAUUUGCUCGUGAGCUUCGCCCGGGAGGAACUCUCCUCAUCUCCCUGUAUACUCGGCCACGUAUCGUGAAUAAUGACCGCGCUCAACGGGCGUGGAAGGCAAUUUUCAAGUUCUAUACCGAGCGAGUCAAGAGUCCACUGUUGGAUCAUGCACUUCGGAUUUUGAAUUCGGGCACCGAAGCCUGGGAGUUCCCAGAAGAGGAUUGGGAGUCCGUGAAGAGAGUGUACCUCAAUGCGGAAGGCAGCAUAGAUGCAUUCAAGCUCAACGAUCUAGUCGUUGCAAGUAAAGUCAAGGAGGGAGAGGAGACAAUUUGGACUGAAAAUGUUGAAGAAUGGACGGAUGAGCAGGACAUGAGCUGGUUCAGAGGAUAUGCAGCCACCUGGUCGAAGCCAGAUGUGGCAGAAGAUGAGGUCCAACCUCUCUGGGAUGAGAUGGAGCAAGCUCUUGAUGGAAAGAAAGCGAAGAUUGCGACCCCGGUCGCGUUGGCAUUUGCUACUAGGAGAUCAUAG